GGUAGAUAAUACCGCUCAGUCAGUGUCCCAACGAAAAAGUUCUUAAACGAAAUUUCUUUUUUUCGAUUCUUAGCUUUCGAACACUGCAUAUGGUGCUCAAAAAAACCAAUAAUCAAUAAACGAAGAAAAAUCACGGGUGGCUAGCGUCAAAUUCUUAACAUAUGCUAAGGGCAUAAAUUAAGCCCCAUAAAGCAACAACAACUAUAAUCGAUAAAUAAAAAAAUCGAAAAAGCCAAUUGGGCUACCCCAAACGAUAAAUGGAGCAGAACGAAGCAAAGAAAUUUGAAUAAGAUAAGAAAACGCCUUAAAAACAAAAAUAUCCAAAAAAAGAAAAUAAAAAUUAAAGCCUUGACAAAAUCAACAAAAACCUUUUCAUUCUCCGAAAAAAGUGGUACUCCCUAAGCUACAUAAAUAAUUAACUGUGAUUUUUUCCCUUCCAACUGCCCAAAACUCGGUGAACGUGACACAUUUUUAAAGCAAAAUCCAACACUUUACGCUUAUUUACCCACAAUUCUGUGUUUUCUGUGACAUUGCCACUUGAAAAGACCCAUACCGAUCAACUUCAGCUUCAACGUAGUGCUGGGUUGAGGUGUUGCAUGCCACACUACCAGCAUAUGAAAUUUGUUUUUCCUGCUCAGUCUUAAGCAUUUAAUCUCUAAGCCAUCACAAAAUGGCCAGUUUCAAACAAAUUGUGCAAUUUCUAAUAGUUUCCUGUAUAGCUGUAACAAUUUUGCCCACAAUUACCAGCACUUCACCAUCUCCAUCCUCGCUGGAGGCGUCUUCAGCCAGCAUUGUAUUAAGACCGGGCAAAUAUCAUCAUCAACAGGCCACACAGCCUCAUCAUCUGCCGCAUAGUAAUCAAAAGCCUGUAAAGAAAUCAUAUCAAAGCUCUGCCAAGGGUCUUAAUAUGAUGUCGGCCAUAUCGACACGACAAAAUCCUAUUAAAAAUUGGCUAGGAGCUUUCAACCGCAAUCAUACAGGACCCCCUAUGCCAGGUGGAUUUGGUGCUGCUCCAGCAGCCAGUGUAAAUGUGGCCAAUGAUGCUGUUCCACACACAUGUUCAUGCAGAUGCGGUGAACGCAACGACGAAUCGCGCAUUGUUGGCGGCACCACCACAGGCGUCAGCGAAUAUCCAUGGAUGGCCCGUUUGAGUUAUUUUAAUCGUUUCUAUUGUGGCGGCACCCUCAUCAAUGAUCGCUAUGUGCUAACUGCGGCCCAUUGUGUCAAAGGUUUUAUGUGGUUCAUGAUCAAGGUCACAUUUGGAGAGCAUGACCGUUGCAAUGACAAGGAAAGGCCAGAGACUAGAUUUGUGUUGCGUGCCUUUACCCAGAAAUUUAGUUUCUCGAAUUUCGACAAUGACAUUGCCUUGUUGCGUUUAAAUGAUCGUGUACCCAUAACAAGUUUCAUAAGACCCAUAUGCUUGCCCCGCCCCGAGGAAAGAAAUGAUCUGUUUGUGGGCACCAAGGGUAUUGCCACUGGGUGGGGCACCUUGAAAGAGGAUGGAAAACCCUCAUGUUUGCUGCAGGAAGUGGAAGUCCCCGUUUUGGAGAAUGAGACCUGUGUGGCCCAGACCAAUUAUACGCAGAAAAUGAUUACGAAAAAUAUGAUGUGUGCCGGUUAUCCGGGUACCGGCGAACGUGACAGCUGUCAAGGUGAUUCUGGUGGCCCUUUGGUGCGUCUAAGGCCAGAUGAUAAACGUUACGAACAAAUCGGCAUUGUUUCCUGGGGCAAUGGUUGUGCCCGGCCCGAUUACCCCGGUGUUUAUACUCGGGUAACGAAAUACAUAGAUUGGAUCACUGAGAACUCCAGCGAUGGUUGUUUUUGCGAUGACAAUUACUGAGGAGAUUUCAAGAGAAAUGAUGGGCCUUUUUCUCAACGCACAAACUGGUUGGGUUUAAAUUUAUAUUUAAGCGAUAUUUUUUGAUAGGUGCACCACUUUGCCGAAUAUUAAGUAAACAAUUUUAAAAUACUA
Molecule: messenger RNA, 1972 nt
Organism: Stomoxys calcitrans (stable fly)
Lineage: Eukaryota; Metazoa; Arthropoda; Insecta; Diptera; Muscidae
Product: venom protease
Exons: 2
Coding region: 671-1840 (389 amino acids)
Biological process (GO): proteolysis
Molecular function (GO): serine-type endopeptidase activity
Source: RefSeq, a predicted model, not a curated record